Messenger RNA from Drosophila santomea, 2442 nucleotides. Its product is annotated as major facilitator superfamily domain-containing protein 6. The record is from RefSeq and is a predicted model, not a curated record. NCBI's taxonomy places the organism in Eukaryota, Metazoa, Arthropoda, Insecta, Diptera, Drosophilidae. Gene Ontology annotation, cellular component: membrane. Gene Ontology annotation, molecular function: transmembrane transporter activity. The transcript is spliced from 4 exons. Bases 735 to 2354 code for a protein of 539 amino acids.
GCGAUCGGUUCGUUUAUUAGUUUUAAUUGAAUGCUAUUACAUAUGUAUUGCGCUAUUAAAAUGCUGAAGUAUGUGCUAUUAGGCAAUAAGGCUGUUGUUGUCAUUAACUCAAUAACUAAAGCUGCAAAUCUAACUGUGCUGUGUAAAUGGUAAAGUUUAUUUGUUUGGGUUUUUGAGUGCGAGUGAAAUGCAAAAUUAAUCAGCAAAAAGUGAAAUCGGUGUCGGCUGCUAAUCAAUGGAAAGGUGUACUAUAUACAAGUGCUUUAGAUACAUAUAAUUUUUGCCGUUAUUGAGUGCGCCUGUUUGUGGGCUUACGUUCUUGCUGCUGGUUCGGCCCGCAUUCUUUGACAUUUUAGAAGGAACAAAUGCUGUUUAAAGUGCUUAAUUAUAUUGCCAAAUAAUAGGAGCUAAUGCCGAAUGCCACGUAAAUUUAAUCAAUCGUAAUGCAGCUCAGUUGUGACAUUUUUUCCUGUUUCCUUGGCAACCAAAUCCUUGUACAUAGCAACAACAAAUGGGCCAGCAAUAACACAAUCAGCUGAUCCGCCAGUGCUGCAAAGGGCUGCCACGCUUAAAUGCAACUGAUCCUCACGAGCGUCGAACGGCGAACGGCGUAAGAAGACGUGCGAAAAUUAUGAUCUUAUCGGGGUAGGAACACCUUCUCACCCGGACUAACCAGAGGAUUGCAUAGAGACACCUGAACUGUGAUACACUAGCCAUAAUUUACAGACUGGACAAUGGUGCGAUUGAACAGGCGCCUGCUGCCCAUCAAGGCACAUUUCUUCUUUUUCAUGGCGGCCAUGGGACCCAUAUUGCCACAACUAGCGGUGAUUGGGAAGCAGAUCGGUGUUCCACCGGAUGUUAUGGGCUACAUAAUGGCCUUCUUACCCUUACUUUAUGUGUUAGCCAAACCCUUGGUGGGUUUCCUGGCCGACUAUUUCACGAGUCUGCGAAAGUUCAUCUUCAUCAUCCUAAUCCUGAUUAUGACACUGGCCUUUGCCGGCUUCUAUUUCCUGCCCGACAACUCCCAUUUCAUUCCAUUGGGGGAAGGCAGUGCCCAAUGGAAUGUGACGUUAUUAGAGAAUCCACCCGAUUGCAAUCCCAGUAUCCAAUCCUCCAACGCAUUUUGCCAAACCACUCACCAGGCAAAAUGCAUUCAGGAAAAGCAAGGAGACGAAUUCUCCGCUCUAAUUGUAGCCAACGAGGCGGGCCUCAAUCUUAGCCAGAAUCUGCUUCAUGGCAACGAGAGUCAUCACAUCUGCCGCACCCAACAACCAAAAACCAGUGAUUGGAACAAUGCAACCUGCGAGGUGCGCCAUGUAAAUAGCUGCAUCUAUGGAUCUGGCAAGUUCUGGCUUUUCGUAUGCCUGCUCUGCAUUGGAAUCGUUGGCUUCAAUGUGACAAACUCCAUAUCCGAUGCCUGCUGCUUUGACCUUCUGGGCGAGGAGGAGGAGGGAAAGUACGGAGCACAACGGGUGUGGGGCACCAUUGGUUUUGGAGCCACGGCCAUGCUAGCUGGAAUCGUGGUCAACUGGUGGACCACGGAUGCGGUCAAAAGUCUGACGCCUGCGUUGGUCAUCAUGUGCGUGUUCAGUUUGCUUGAUCUGUUCAGUGUGUCCAAGCUGAAGCUGCCGAAACUGGGUGGAUCCGAGUCCAUCUGGAGCGAUGUUUGGCAACUGGUACGCCAGCCACCCAUUCUGGUCUUUCUGUUCUUCGCCACGAUGGCUGGCAUCAUUGACUCCUUCAUCAUAUACUUCAUGUUCUGGCACUUGGAGCAGGUGGCUGAAGCCACUGGUUACAUGCACCAGAUCAAGUUGAUCGAAGGUCUAGUGGUGGCCGCCGAGUGUCUAGCCGGCGAGGUGCCCUUCUUCUUCUACAGCGGAAAGAUCAUCAAGAAACUGGGCUAUGUUCAUUGUAUGAGCAUGUGCUUUUUCUUCUACGCUGUGCGACUGUCGCUAAUUGCCUGGAUACCCAAUCCCUGGUAUCUGGUGGGUGUGGAGCUCUUUUUCCAGGGCAUUACCUAUGCCUUGUGCUACACCUGCAUAGUGGCGUACGCCUCGGCGGUGGCUCCUCCGGGUACGUCGGCAACUGUUCAAGGAUUGAUGGCCGGCAUGGACGAUGGGCUUGGAUUUUCCAUCGGCUCCCUAAUCGGCGGGCUGAUGUUUAACAGCCUGGGAGGCCGAGAGAGUUUCAAGUACUUUGCCAUCGCCGCCAUUUGCACAUGCGUAGCACACAUCGUGAUACGUCCCACCUCCAGGAAGAAGCAAUUCCUGCCGAAACAGGGAUACGUGCCGCCCACGGAACAGGAGAUCAAGCUGCCGCCAGCUCAGGAAAUGGAGGAGAUUCGUUUAGGAUAAAUAUAGUAUCACAUGCCAUUUUUCUUGCAUAUUUUUGUACGCAUUUUUUACGUAAAAAAAAAAAAAGACAAGUUGUCCAAAAGUUGAA